Molecule: messenger RNA, 4042 nt
Organism: Pteronotus mesoamericanus
Lineage: Eukaryota; Metazoa; Chordata; Mammalia; Chiroptera; Mormoopidae
Gene: PATL1
Product: PAT1 homolog 1, processing body mRNA decay factor
Exons: 19
Coding region: 132-2447 (771 amino acids)
Biological process (GO): P-body assembly; deadenylation-dependent decapping of nuclear-transcribed mRNA
Cellular component (GO): P-body
Molecular function (GO): RNA binding
Source: RefSeq, a predicted model, not a curated record
GCCCCGGCGUACGGCGGCGGCCAGGGGUCGCGAGCCGGUGGAGGACCCGCGCGCGGAGGAGCCCGGAGAGUCAACUCUUCUUCCCUCCCUUCCCCACUCCCCUCCCCGCUCCCUCCCCCCCCUCCCCAAGAAUGCUCCGCUACGAGUCUUUGGAGGAUUGUCCUCUGGAUGAAGAUGAGGAUGCAUUUCAGGGCCUGGGAGAGGAAGAUGAAGAAAUUGAUCAAUUCAAUGAUGACACAUUUGGGUCAGGUGCAGUUGAUGAUGAUUGGCAGGAAGCACACGAGCGACUGGCUGAAUUGGAAGAAAAGCUACCGGUAACAGUCCAUGAACAAACAGGCAAUGGAGAAAGGGAUGAGAUGGACUUGUUGGGUGACCAUGAGGAGAACCUGGCAGAAAGGCUCAGUAAGAUGGUGAUUGAAAAUGAGCUAGAAGAUCCAGCCAUCAUGAGGGCAGUGCAGACCAGGCCAGUUUUGCAACCCCAACCAGGAAGUCUCAAUUCCAGCAUCUGGGAUGGAUCUGAAGUUCUGAGGCGAAUCCGAGGACCACUGCUUACCCAGGAAAUGCCUACAGUGUCUGUAUUAGAAUAUGCCUUGCCUCAGAGGCCCCCACAGGGCCCAGAAGAUGAUCGGGACCUUUCUGAGCGUGCGUUACCAAGGCGAUCCACUUCACCUGUCAUUGGGAGUCCUCCUGUUAGAGCUGUCCCCAUAGGCACCCCACCUAAGCAGAUGGCUGUAACCGGCUUCAACCAGCAGAUUCUGUGUCCGAAGCCUGUCCAUGUUCGACCCCCAAUGCCACCGCGGUAUCCUGCUCCCUAUGGUGAGAGGAUGUCUCCAAACCAGCUCUGCAAUGUCCCGAACUCUUCCCUACUGGGUCACCCUUUCCCUCCUAGUGUUCCUCCUGUUCUCAGCCCCCUACAGAGAGCGCAGCUACUUGGAGGAGCACAGCUACAGCCUGGACGGAUGUCUCCCAGCCAAUUUGCACGGGUCCCUGGAUUUGUUGGUAGUCCGCUUGCUGCCAUGAAUCCCAAGCUGCUGCAAGGGCGAGUUGGGCAGAUGCUUCCCCCAGCACCAGGCUUCCGUGCCUUCUUUAGUGCUCCACCCCCUGCUACACCACCUCCUCCACAGCAGCACCCCCCUGGCCCAGGACCUCACCUGCAAAACUUAAGACCUCAGGCCCCAAUGUUUAGACCAGACACCACUCACCUUCAUCCACAGCACCGUCGACUUUUGCAUCAGAGACAGCAACAGAAUAGAAAUCAGCAUCGCAAUCUCAAUGGUGCAGGAGACAGAGGAAGUCACCGGAGCAGUCACCAGGAUCAUCUCCGGAAGGAUCCAUAUGCCAAUCUCAUGUUGCAGCGAGAAAAGGAUUGGGUCUCUAAAAUCCAGAUGAUGCAACUGCAGAGCACUGAUCCCUACCUGGAUGAUUUUUAUUACCAGAAUUACUUUGAAAAACUGGAGAAAUUGUCAGCUGCUGAAGAAUUGCAAGGCGAUGGCCCUAAAAAGGAGCGCACCAAGCUCAUUACCCCUCAGGUGGCCAAACUGGAGCACGCUUAUAAGCCAGUGCAGUUUGAGGGCUCUUUGGGAAAGCUUACUGUCUCUAGUGUGAAUAAUCCCCGGAAAAUGAUUGAUGCUGUUGUCACAUCUCGGAGUGAGGAUGAUGAAACAAAAGAAAAACAGGUUCGGGACAAGAGACGAAAGACCCUUGUCAUAAUUGAGAAGACCUACAGUUUACUCCUUGAUGUGGAGGACUAUGAACGGCGUUACCUCCUAAGUCUGGAAGAAGAGCGACCUGCCCUGACGGAAGAAAGAAAGCACAAAAUUUGUAGCAUGUAUGACAACUUAAGGGGAAAAUUACCUGGACAAGAGAGGCCAAGUGAUGACCACUUUGUACAGAUCAUGUGUAUCCGAAAAGGGAAGAGAAUGGUUGCCCGCAUUCUUCCUUUCCUCCCCACAGAGCAAGCAGCUGACAUUCUUAUGACGACAGCCAGGAACCUCCCUUUCCUUAUCAAGAAGGAUGCACAAGACGAGGUGCUGCCGUGCUUAUUGAGUCCCUUCUCUCUCCUCCUCUAUCAUCUUCCGUCAGUGACUGUCACCAGCCUUCUGCAACAGCUAAUGAACCUACCUCAGAGUGCAGCUGCACCAGCACCCUCUAAUCCUCACCUCACAGCUGUUCUCCAGAACAAGUUUGGCCUGUCGCUGCUCCUUGUCGUCCUGAGCCGUGGGGAAGACCUGCAGAGUUCAGACCCUGCUACAGAAUCGACAGAAAACAACCAGUGGACGGAGGUGAUGUUCAUGGCAACCCGAGAACUUCUGCGGAUUCCCCAAGCAGCCCUGGCCAAGCCAAUCUCUAUCCCCACAAACCUCGUAUCCCUCUUUUCUCGCUAUGUUGACCGACAGAAACUGAACUUGCUGGAGACAAAACUGCAGCUAGUUCAGGGGAUACGGUAAAAGAUCUGCAAAUGUGUCCUGUACCUCCUUUUGGCUGUCACCUGCACUGCUGCCAUCACCAAUGGAGUGUUUGUAAUGAGGGAGGGGAGGUAGCUUAUUCCCCAGAGCAUCUUGUGGGACCGAUUCCUGUUCACAGGGGCUAUUUCUGAAUGCCAGAUGUUUCCCCACUGCUCUGUGACAUUCGGCUGGGUGAUACUUCUGCUGGUUUCUUCUUACCUUCUCUGUUACAAUUCUGCAUGCCCUACUUUUACUCAAUUCUUCUCAAUUUUGCAUUUUCUUUGCCCUAGAGACACAAAUAUAAUCGCUCCCUUUAUCCCACCACCACUACUCCAGUUCAGAGUAGACUGUAGCCUGCCAAAGGGUCCCAUCCCGCAUCCUGUUCAAGUCUUUUUCAUUGCCCCAUAUUAAUAGGAGAGCCAAUUAAGUAGAAAUUAAUAUAUAUAUAUGCUUGCACACACAAGUUUAUGUGGUCUCCAGAGGAUCCUUAAAGAAUGAGUUUAGACAGAAAUAUUUAGUUGACACAUCCCUCCUCUAAACACAAACCAGCUAAUGUAUUUUUUAUCUGUUUCUAGUCCAUCUUGUAAUUAAUUUGGUGGGUUCUCCUUGUUUUAAUAUAAACACAGGGUAUGCAGCAUAUUUAAUAAAAUCAGAACUCUUAAUUGGCUGAUGCCCAGCUCUAGACUGAGAAGUCCCUUUUCUCCUCCCCCCUGAAUUUCCUUUGUUUCUGUCCACCUCAAUGGAAACAGCACACGGUUAAGCCUUUUUACUGCUACAGCUACAGUGUACUUGAGUCUGUCCCCUCAAGUGCGUGGAAGAUUGCCCAAGGUGAUUCUACCGUAGAGCCUGCUUCCACAAGGUAGCUUUUGUCUUCCUGAGACGACUUCAGUAAGCCAUGCUUUCACUUCUUUCGCCCACUUUUAUUCCGUGUCAUGGAUAGAGACUCCCCAGUGUAACCAUGAAAGCUAAGUCAGGCUUGCUUUGCUCUUCAUUCUCCUCCACAUCGUGGGCGGAACUGCUGUCCUUGCAGUUUCAUCACCCAAGUUCCGUCCCAGGCACCCAGGGGCCUCGAUAUGAAUCCUAGCAGCGACAGCCUGCCAUGACUCUCUUCACUUGUCCCUUUCCCAAUCAGCAGUCAGCCAGGAUAAGGGGCUUUGAUCCCUAGUGAUUACAGCCACUUGACUGUCCUGAUACACUGUUUGCUGUUCUCACCUUUUCGAAUGUAGUGGGGGAGACAGGUUAUGAUGUUUAAAGAGAAUAAACAUUUUGCACAUACAUGUAUCGUACAACAGUAAAAUCCUCCAUUAUAACCAGCUGUCCUUGUCUCCAUUGCCAUUUCUUCUCACUCUGUAGCCCUAGGCUCCACCAGCUGUUCCGCCGUGACAUCACCUGGCUUCCCUCUGACAUUAUCAACUGACUUUUCACUAGGCGCCUUUCCUGCCUUUCCACUUCACAACUGAUCAAGUGAAUACUUGAUUAUUAUUUCUUCCUCUCUGUGCUUUAUCUUUUCUGUUUGGUUCUAAUUAAUAAAAAUUAAAGUUUCUAAAUUUACAUUUUUAUAGGUAUUGUAAAUAAAAACAAAUUGUAUACUUGAAAAA